Messenger RNA from Penicillium odoratum, 1020 nucleotides. Its product is annotated as aldo/keto reductase family protein. NCBI's taxonomy places the organism in Eukaryota, Fungi, Ascomycota, Eurotiomycetes, Eurotiales, Aspergillaceae. Bases 1 to 1020 code for a protein of 339 amino acids. The record is from RefSeq and is a predicted model, not a curated record. The transcript is spliced from 2 exons.
AUGUCUCCCACAACCGCUGUUCCAAUCGUCUUGGGAUCAAUGACAAUAGGCAAGGCGGGCACGGCUCAUGUGCGAAUUGAUAAUGGGGUUGCCGGUGCCAACGCCAUGCUUGAUACAUUCCAGAAACACGGACACAAAGAGAUUGACACUGCCCGCGUCUAUGGUGCAGGGUCGACCGAGGAAUAUCUCGGCGAGGCCAACUGGCAGGGACGAGGACUACUUAUGGAUACGAAGCUUUACCCCUCUGCACGCCACGAUUUGACCUGGAUCACAUCCGAGCUGUAUACCCUCAGUGCGGCCGAUACCUGCAAAGGUCUAAUGCGAAGUUUGAAGGCGCUGCAGGCAGAGAAGACCGGCAUCGAGAUGUUCUACCUUCAUGGCCCGGAUAGAUCGACACCGAUUGAAGAGACGCUCGCUGAGGUGGACAGACUGUACCGAGAAGGACACUUUCGACGCUUCGGCAUCUCCAACUUCCAGUCAUGGGAAGUGGCUCGGAUCUGUGAGAUCUGCGAUAAGAAUGGAUUCAUCAAGCCCGCCACCUACCAGGGGGUGUAUAAUGCGUACCAGAGGUCCGUCGAGGCUGAACUCCUUCCUUGUCUCCGCCAUUACGGAAUUUGUUUAUAUGCAUUCCAGCCUUUGGCCGCGGGGCUUUUGACAUCGCGCUACCAGAGAAACCAAGAGGAGUAUGAGGCCGGAUCUCGCUUCGAUCCUAAGACGAAGAGUAACCUUAUCUAUCACGAUCGGUAUUUGACGGAUCGUAAUUUUGAUGCCCUGGAGCUUCUCCGUUCGCUUGGAGAAAAGUAUGGUCUUACCGAGGCAGAGUGUGGGUUGCGUUGGAUGAUGCAUCACAGUGCUUUGAAGAAGGAGCUUGGGGAUGCUGUUCUCAUUGGGGCGUCUAGCCCUGCUCAGCUGGAGAAAAACCUGCUCGAUUUCGAAAAGGGGCCGCUACCAGAGGAGAUUGUGCAGGCGUUAGACAAGGGAUGGAAGGGUAUUUCGGGGACUUAUAGAUACUGGCAUUAG